Molecule: messenger RNA, 397 nt
Organism: Gongylonema pulchrum
Lineage: Eukaryota; Metazoa; Nematoda; Chromadorea; Rhabditida; Gongylonematidae
Source: the annotation of a GenBank genome assembly
UAUAGUGACGGGUGCAUCAUUUGUUGUUAUCGAUGGAGCUUUAAAAGGCGGCGAAGAAACGUUCACAGUCAGCGUUUUAGAAGGCAGUUAUGAAUAUGGGUUGAAAAAAUCAAGAAUUCUCGGUUCGUUGUACUCAAUACCGUGUAACACCGAAUGGUCUCUCAGACUGGUUGCCGUGUAUAAUAUUGCAAAAGGCCGAUUCGCUUACCUUGUUCAGUCGAAGGUGGAUUUGUUCUUGCGCAUCCGUGUUAGUCUUGAUGACGCUGAAUAUCAAGCAUCAUCAUGGCCAGAUAUGGCACAAGAAUAUGCUACAUGGAUAGAUUUACUCGACAACCAGGUUUUGCUUCCCUUCAGUUUUCAGUUUCGUGCUGCGGUAUGUGCUGGUCGAAAUUCGUAA